GUCUGACUGCGUGUCCCUCCCUUCCACAGCUUCUUUUUUCGCCGGCGCAAGCUUCCGAAAAGGGGAAAAGUACGGUUCCAGUGCGUGCGUUUUGUCCGUUUUCCGGUAAAGGUAGUGCAUCUCCCGCCCUCUGGCAGCAACAUGGCACGAGCGGUGCUCGCGCUGGCAGCGAUUCUCGCCACUUUGGGGUGUGCCGCGGCCGCCAUCGACGUGGAAAUCGAAAACAAAAAUGUUGACCGCACCAUCGAUCUCACCUCGCAGCUCGUGAAAAUUUCCUACAAAAUUACGCUCGAGCACAAGAGCAAGAAGCCCAUCACCAGCUAUCUGUUUAUCGUGCCGAAUGACGAGCGCGAGCUGCUGGCCUUCAUCUCCGCCAAGGAUUCAGCCAAGAAGGAGCUGAAACUGGUGGAAACCGCUUCGCCGAAGGGGGCCACCUUCUCGAUGACGCUGCCGCCGGCGGCCGGCGUCGCAAAUCCGGUCGUGUACAUCGAGACCGUGUUCACCAAGUCGCUGCGGCCGUACCCGACGUCGAUCGCCCAGACGGAACGCCAGCUGGUGCAGUACUUUGGCAACGCGUACGUCUACUCGCCGUUCAAGACCGUCACGCAAAAGACCACGGUCCAUCUGAGCUCGCGGAACGUCGAAAGCUACACCCAGUUCAAGCCGGCGGUGCACUCGGACACGACCGUCACGUACGGACCGUACGAUAAUGUUGCGGCCUUCUCCACCGAACCCAUCACCGUCCACUUCGAAAACUACACCCCCUUCAUGACCGUCACCCGGCUCGAGCGCGUCAUCGAAGUGUCCCACUGGGGCAACAUUGCCGUCGAGGAAACCAUCGACAUUGUCCACUCGGGGGCCGCCCUCAAGGGUGCCUUCUCGCGCUACGACUACCAGAAGGAUUCCCGCCCCAACCAGGCCUGCGUCAAAUCGUACAAAACCCUACUGCCGGCGUCCGCCACCGGCGUCUACUACCGGGACACCAACGGAAACAUCAGCACGUCGGCGAUGCGCGUCCUGAAAGACUCGGUCGAGCUGGAUCUGCGCCCACGCUUCCCUCUAUUCGGCGGCUGGAAGACCCACUACACCCUGGGCUACAACGUCCCGAGCUUCGAGUAUCUGUUCCAGAACGGAGACAACUUCCUGCUCAAGAUGCGCGUCGUCGAUCACAUCUUUGACGACAUGGUCGUGGACGAAGUAACCACCAAGAUCAUCCUGCCGGAGGGUUGCACCAACGUGAAGCUAAUCGCGCCGUACUCGGUCACGCGCAACCCCGACACGCUCCAUUACACCUACCUGGACACGUUCGGCCGGCCGGUGAUCUCGUUCAGCAAGAAAAACGUCGUCGAAAACCACAUCGGUGACUUUAACCUCAAGUACAACUUUAGCCGCGUCAUGAUGCUGCAGGAACCGCUGCUCGUGGUCGGCUUCUUGUACGUCCUCUUCGUGCUUGUCAUAAUCUGGAUGCGGCUGGACUUUUCCAUCAUCAAGGAGAAGGAGCAGCACCUCCACAAAGACUAAAUUCCAUUAAGCACUAGAGCGCAGUAGAGAGUAGCCGUUUUACGCAAAACUUCUUCACCAUGCAUUUCUUCUUCACAAUUCCUAGUUUUUAACCAACAGAAACAGAAAAAAAAUCUCACGUUGCGGGUCGAGCCGCCAAGCUAGAGUGUUCCAGUUGCACAAGUUGAGAGUGAAAGUGAAACAAAGAGACAAAAAAACUAACAUUUCAUACCGAAAUCCAACCGAACAACAUCGUCGUCGUCUGCUUGGAACAGAACUGAUGUGAUUGGGAGCGAAUAACAUGAGAAACAAUAAAGUUUGUAACUCUUAGGACGAA
Culex pipiens pallens (northern house mosquito) is the source of this 1837-nucleotide messenger RNA. Its product is annotated as dolichyl-diphosphooligosaccharide--protein glycosyltransferase subunit 1. The transcript is spliced from 2 exons. The record is from RefSeq and is a predicted model, not a curated record. Bases 142 to 1521 code for a protein of 459 amino acids. Gene Ontology annotation, cellular component: oligosaccharyltransferase complex; membrane. Lineage: Eukaryota; Metazoa; Arthropoda; Insecta; Diptera; Culicidae.